This is a messenger RNA of Linepithema humile (Argentine ant), 1980 nucleotides long. Its product is annotated as 52 kDa repressor of the inhibitor of the protein kinase-like. NCBI's taxonomy places the organism in Eukaryota, Metazoa, Arthropoda, Insecta, Hymenoptera, Formicidae. The record is from RefSeq and is a predicted model, not a curated record.
AUCUAUAUUAUAUAUAAAGUUUGUUUUUGCGCGUAAAUCGCAGGUAGAUUCAAGUUUUGUUUUUAGGUUAUACAUUAUUUAGACACAAAUAACGAAUUACGAAUAUUAGUGAUAUUAUCCAUACGCUGCAAGAAUUGCGGAUACAGAUAUCCGAAGGAUAGGAUAUAAUGAUAACCUGCGCAGCUAAUGGUUGUCCUUCUACCCAGACCACGAAGAUAGAUGGCAAUCUGAUGUCAUUUUUCGCUUUUCCAGAAGAUGAUCUAAGAAAAAACCAAUGGCUGCACAAUUGCAAUUCGGCAUCAGGUGUCGUAAACGACAAACAGCCUCUGCAUCUCUGCGAGUUACACUUCGAGAAAGAAAACUUCACUCCAUCUAAAGAUUUGAAGUCAAGUGCUGUUCCUACUCUGUUCGGUAAAAUAGAAGGUCCUCCAAUUAAACGUAAAAUGGAAACUGCAUUACAGACGACACCAGAAAAGAUAUCAUUAAAACAGAAAAAAUUAGAUGAAGAUACUUUAGUGACACCACCACAGAGUCCAUUUACACAAGAUAAUGUGGAAGAUGCAAUUAGUGGAAGUAAAACAAUUGAUUGUGCAAUUAAUGGUUCUGUUGCAUCAAGCCUUGAACCACAUGAAAACCUUCAGACAAAAGAGAAGACAUAUUGUCUGAUCAUACAAAUUGAUAAAGUACGAUGUAAACCAGGCCCAAUUGAUAAUGAUGUGAAAGAUUUAUCAGAGAGAAAAAGUCAAACAUUACAGACACUGGCUAAGAAAAUCUGCGCUAAAGGUAGCUGCAAACUAAAAAGAUGUAUAUACAACUCGAAACCAGCAUUGCAGUGCAAAAUAUGUGAUCAAUAUUAUAUUAUAAAGGGUGAAGAGGAGAAAAGCUACCCUUGUUCUAUAUGUUCGAAAACUUUUCCUAAUCCACAAUCGUUGUAUGUGCAUAUUAGAAAACAUUUUAUUUGCGACAUGUGUCAAACGGAAUGCAGCUCACAGAUAAUGUAUGAUAAACAUGCAAAAUUGCAUGUUAGCACUGAUCCAUUACACCCAUAUAAAUGCCAUCAGUGUCUCAAGACAUUUGAAUUGAAAGAAGGCGUCAAGCAACAUUGUUUGACUGAGCAUUCAAAGACAAAAUUGCAGAACACUUUAUUUCAUUUCGCUUCGCCUUCUGUAACUACAACAGUCUCUCAGCAAAAUGAUUACCGAUGUACGAGCUGUAACAUUAAUUUAAAGAAUGAUCAAGCUUACAGGAACCAUAUAAAUCUUCACAAAAAGAAUGAAAGCUUGAGUAAUAUCAAUAUUAACGAAGCCAACAACAUAAUAGUACCAAAUCCUUUGACUGGGAGUCAAAUCGGUAUUCUUCAACCAGUAAAGUUUAGUUGUCGAGUAUGCUCAAAAGAAUUUGAUAAUGUCAGAGAAGUUGAUUUGCAUACGAGGACUCAUUUGGAAGAUGUCGAAGAAGAUCUUAAAUGUAAUAUCUGUAAGAAAUUUUUUAAAAGUAGCACGGCAUUCAGUGAACAUUUAAAGCAUCAUUUGUCACGUGCGUAUCCUUGUCCAGUUUGUUCAAAAGCUUUUAUUAAUAGAACUACUUUAAAAAUACACUUAAAAACUCAUUCUGAUUAGAUUCAUAGAUUGUAAUAAAAUGGAACAUCAAAAAAAUUCACGUAAAAUUUCAAAUAAGUUAUAUUUUGAAAAUAAUAUAUGAAUUUGAACUAAUAAUCUAUGAAUUAUGGCUGUGUUCUGAAAUUCACUGCCAGUACUGGAAAAUCUAUAGUUUACAUUAUGUAUAUUGUAAAUUUUCAGUACUGGCAGUGAAUUUCGAAACGCAGCCUAUAUAUAUUGACUUUUAUUAUUACAUACAGCGUGUUCCAUGGGAAGUUUCAGCAACUUCCCAGUUGCUGAAACUAAUUAGCUGUUAUUUUUAAACGCACAUACAGGACAAAAAAAAUAAAAUAUUUUCUAGCAGAGAACAUUUUGCAGCUUU